Messenger RNA from Cicer arietinum (chickpea), 1880 nucleotides. RefSeq lists its product as uncharacterized. NCBI's taxonomy places the organism in Eukaryota, Viridiplantae, Streptophyta, Magnoliopsida, Fabales, Fabaceae. The record is from RefSeq and is a predicted model, not a curated record.
GCCCAAAUUCCAAGUUUCCCGAGCACCCUUGGAAACUCUGAUCCCCCACUUCCUUGAUGUGUUAAUCUAGUCACUACUGUCAUCGUCAUCAAUGCUUUUAUUCAUAAUAUAAUCCACUCGUUAAAUACGACACCGCACCGCACCAUCGAACAUGACCUCACCGUCACCGACGAUACUAAAUGUCCCUCUCACACACGCCGCGCACGCUCCCAUCUCACCGCCGACGAUCCCUAUCCACGACGCACCUCCACACACCCGCUAACUCUUCCUCCUCCAUGUCGCCGGAAUCCACUUCCCUCCAUUUCCGCCAGAUCCUCGCCGCAGCGCUGUUUUUCUUCGCCGUUUCCCUCUCCUGCCUACUCCUUUUCAGAGACGCCGAUUACUCUCAUUUCGUUUCCUCUUAUUCUUUCCCCCGUUUUCCGACCGUUUUCCCCUCUGCUUCCAACGAUUUCGCCGCGGCUAGCAAUGAGUAUCCACUUGAAAAGAUUCUGAGUGAGGCUGCUAUGAAAGACAGAACUGUUAUAUUGACCACAUUAAAUGAAGCAUGGGCAGCACCAAAUUCAAUCAUUGAUCUUUUCCUGGAGAGCUUUAGAAUUGGAGUUCGAACUCGUCGGCUUUUGAAUCAUUUAGUAAUUGUUGCGUUAGACCAAAAGGCAUUUAUACGCUGUCGGGCUAUACAUACCUACUGCUUUUUGCUUUUUAGCGAAGGUACUGAUUUUCAUGAAGAGGCAUAUUUUAUGACUCCUCGCUAUUUGAAGAUGAUGUGGAGAAGGAUUGAUUUCCUGCGAUCAGUUCUUGAGAUGGGAUACAAUUUUGUAUUCACGGAUGCUGAUAUCAUGUGGUUUAGGGACCCAUUUCCACGGUUUCACCACGAUGCAGAUUUCCAGAUAGCCUGUGAUUAUUUCACAGGUAGCUUUGACGACAUACAUAACAGACCAAAUGGAGGGUUCAACUAUGUGAAGUCCAAUAAUAGGUCAAUUGAGUUUUACAAAUUCUGGUACUCGUCACAAGAAUCCUAUCCUGGAUACCACGAUCAGGAUGUCCUCAAUUUCAUCAAGGUUGACCCUUUCAUUACUGAUAUAGGGCUGAAGAUGAAAUUUUUGGAUACAUCUAAUUUUGGUGGCCUUUGUGAACCAAGUAAAGAUUUAAAUCAAGUUUGUACCAUGCAUGCAAAUUGUUGUUAUGGUAUGGAUAGUAAGCUUCACGAUCUGAGCAUUAUGCUUCAGGAUUGGAGGUAUUAUUUGACCUUGCCUCCAAAUUUAAAGAGAUUGUCAGUUAUAUCGUGGAGGGUUCCUCAGAAAUGCAGCCUCAAUUCUCUCAAUCCCAAUGGUUCACCAGAGAAGAGUGUUGAAGAAGAUUAAAACUUCUCAUUGCACAUGUUAGUUUCCGAUACAUCGAUUGGAUAUUCAGCUGAAAUGCUCAAAGAUUAAAGGUUAUUUAUUUAUUUUUUCAGGUUCGCUCUACUAUUGUUAGGAUAUAGAAUAUAAAAUAAUUAGAGUUAGUUAGUUGAUGAGUUUGUUAGGUAGUUAUUAAGAAUUGUUAUUUUGAUUUUUCUUAGAAAGUCUUUAAAUAGCCCUCAAUUGUUAGAAGGGAGGAAUAGCUUUGAAGAAUUAAGUUGUAAACUAGAGAGUGCUCUAGUGAGAAAGGAGAGUGCUCCUUUGGGGUAACCUUGAGUGCAAGGUUAUAUCAUCUUCAUUAUUAAUCUCUUCUAUCUUUUCUUUCAACCUCACUACAUGAAUUAGAUAUCAUCCUUUUGUUUAAAAUCUUUAUCUGUAUUCCUUUGAUUCUGUUUUUCACACCAUUAUUUUAGGAAUUCUUUCUUGCAUAAAGAAAGGUUCCUAACAACUAUUGUAAAGGAUAAUAAUUGAACUUUAUUGCUA